Messenger RNA from Adineta steineri, 192 nucleotides. The record is from the annotation of a GenBank genome assembly. Lineage: Eukaryota; Metazoa; Rotifera; Eurotatoria; Adinetida; Adinetidae.
AUAUAUAGACAUACAAUUUAUGCACCUAGUCGAACUAAUCGUUAUAAUGCUCGUGGUUUUCCAACUAUAACUGAUGCUAUUGAAGAUCGUAAUAUAACUAAUAUUCAACAACAAAUAUCUAUUGUUACAUAUUUUAUUCAUUCGGCAAUUAGUGUUCUGCAACCUCCGAAUAAAAUUCAAUCAAUAUUAUAA